AUGGCAUACAGACUCCAAGAUCACGCUCUAGAUCUUUCUUUGCCGACAGCUGAAGAAGCAUUACUGGUCUCGGUAGACUCUACCCAAGUCCCAACAUGCACUCAUAUUCCAAGGCAAAUCUCUACAGAUGAUCUUAUGAAGAUUUUGCCCAAUUCAUGGAUAACAAACUAUGAGAUGCUCCAUCAACCUCAGAAAGUUUUCCAGACCCUUACUGGACCAUCUUAUCACAAAAAAGAAGAUGACUUUGUUGAAAUAAUCUUUGACAGAACUCAAACAAAGGCUCCUAGUUGCUCUACCACCCAGUAUAUGAUGACCUCUAUCACACCCGCUGAUGUGGAAAUCCAAUCCUUCGAUUCUCAAGGCAGCCCUAUUUAUGCUUUCGAAUCUACGGAUGGACAUAAGUAUUGGGAUGUUUACGACUGCAAAAGUUGCCUAAAAGUGGAAGAAGACCUCCCAAAGCCCAAGCGACGUCCGAGCUCAAGAAAACGACUUAAGCAAUGA
Messenger RNA from Humulus lupulus (European hop), 501 nucleotides. RefSeq lists its product as uncharacterized. The record is from RefSeq and is a predicted model, not a curated record. Lineage: Eukaryota; Viridiplantae; Streptophyta; Magnoliopsida; Rosales; Cannabaceae. The coding region runs from base 1 to 501 and encodes 166 amino acids. The transcript has a single exon.